UAGCUGCGCCGUAGGCAUUCCUGAGCGAGGGUCUGCAGGCGCAGGAGAGACGACGGCGCAUUGUUUAAUCGCUCUAAAAGCAGUCUACUAGUCCAGUAAUCAGCCCCCACUCAUGCCCAAAUCAUACAAGCCACCGGCACGGCACCGCCGCAAGGGCACCGGCAGGGCCCCCGCCGGAAAGCCUGCGCUCGCGGCAGCGCGCCAUUGCUGCUGCUGCCGCCCGACCUGCUGCUGCGCAGAGGCAUGCCGGGGCGGUACACGCGGCCCGCGCCCACAGGCCACAGGCUUCCAUGAAUUGCCCGCAGGAGGAUAGAGGUCGCAAGGAAGCCCGAGGAGGCCCCCAUGCCCCCUCCUCCUCCCUCAUAAACGCGUCCCCGUCAAACCCGUCGUCGUCCCUGCCGCGCCACUGUUGCCUUUCCUCCUUGCCGGUCCGAGCGCGGCCGUGGCGGAGUAGUACAGCGGAAGCCAGCCAGCCAGCCACCACUCCCUCAUUCCUUUUUCCCACUCCCUUCCGCUCCAAGCUCGACGACCGUCUCCAGACCGGAGCAGCUUCUCCCUAGCUCAUCCGGUUCCUCAUACUAUAAGUACACGCGCAUCCAGCCACCGGCCUUCUCCCACCACCACCUUCGCCGCCAUAGCUUCUCUGCUGCUGCUGCUACCUUGCUAGACACCCCACCCAAGCUCAUCGGCUUCUAGUUCUAGCAACUUCUCCUUCGCUAGUUUGCUGGCGGCGGCGGCGGGUUGGAGAGCCGCAGACUCACAGAGAAGAGGCCAUGGAGCACAAGGCGAGGCGGCGGCACGUGCCGGCGUUCGGGGAGUGGAACUACUACUCGUCCUCGUCCUCGCCGGAGGAGCCGCAGCUGCCGCACUCCGGCGCCGCGGCGGCGGCGGGGGACUCCGCCUGGUGGUACGCGGCGGCGGCGGCGGAGCCGGAGGCCUGCAGCGACGCGUGGUUCCGGUACUCGCCGCCCCCGCGCAGGCCACCAGCGCCCAAGAAGGCGCGGAGGCCGGCGCCGGGGGAGCACAAGCUGCCGGCGCGCUGCGACAACUACAGCGACGGCGCUGGGAACGGGAACGGGGGCGCGAGGAGCGUGCCAGCGGCGGAGGCCCGGGCGCGGGCGUCCCGCGCCGUUGCGGCGCCGGCCAAGGGCGCCGCCCGCAGGGUGGUCAGGCCCGUCGACGCCGACCUGUACCGGGUGCCGCCACCGGACGACGCCGUCGUCUCCCGCCGGCCGAGACGGAAGAGGGCGGCGAGGAGCCUCUGGAUGGGUUGCCUAGGCGGCUUCAACUGCGUCGCCUGAACCUGAAGAAGCACCAACGCUGUCACGCCGCCGGCUGAAAAGAUGCAAUGCAACACCCAGAGCUCGGAUGGCGUAUGGAAUCUGGAGCGUUGGUCAUGGACUCAUGAUAAACUACUAGUGUAGUUGUAGUAGCUCUGCUCUGUUCUUGUUUGCUUGCCAUGCCAUGAAACGCCGCCAUUGAUCUUCAGAUCGACUUCAAUAGGAUGUGUGUGCAGCUGCGUGUGCCGGCAGCAUCUUUGUCAUGGCAUGUAGUCACUAGUGGUACUGUAACUCGGAUGUACGAUAGAACCUUCUUGUUUCUCAUCACUCUCGAACCACCUCACCCAAGUUUUCGUUGUUUGUC
Messenger RNA from Panicum virgatum (switchgrass), 1644 nucleotides. Its product is annotated as guanine nucleotide-binding protein G(s) subunit alpha isoforms XLas-like. Lineage: Eukaryota; Viridiplantae; Streptophyta; Magnoliopsida; Poales; Poaceae. Bases 774 to 1301 code for a protein of 175 amino acids. The transcript has 2 exons. The record is from RefSeq and is a predicted model, not a curated record.